GCGGAAGUUCCCGUGGGCGGUGGGGACGGCGCACGCACUAGGAGUCACUUGUCAGCGCUCUUCUGAGGCGGAGGCAAACGCCGCAAGCGUACUCGAGUGUCUUUCAUUUUCUGGGAUUGGACUUUGAGCCAUUAGAACCAUGAGCAACUACAGUGUGUCCUUGGUUGGCCCAGCUCCUUGGGGUUUCCGGCUGCAAGGUGGCAAGGAUUUCAACAUGCCUCUGACUAUUUCUAGUCUGAAAGAUGGCGGCAAGGCAUCCCAGGCAAAUGUAAGAAUAGGUGAUGUGGUUGUCAGCAUUGAUGGAAUAAGUGCACAUGGAAUGACUCAUCUUGAAGCCCAGAACAAGAUUAAGGGUUGUACUGGCUCUUUGAAUAUGACUCUGCAAAGAGCAUCUGCUACUCCCAAGCCUGAGCCAGUUCCAGUUCAAAAGGGAGAACCUAAAGAAGUAGUUAAACCUGUGCCCAUUUCAUCUCCUGCUGUGUCCAAAGUCACUUCCACAACCAACAUGGCCUACAAUAAGGCACCACGGCCCUUUGGUUCUGUGUCUUCUCCAAAAGUCACAUCCAUCCCAUCACCAUCGUCUGCCUUCACCCCAGCCCAUGUGACCACUUCAUCACAUGCUUCCCCUCCACCUGUGGCUGCUGUCACUCUUCCCCAGUUUGCUGCAUCUGGACUGCAUGCUAAUGUCAAUCUUAGUGCUGACCAGCGUUCACCUGCACUUAGCACCGCUAAAACUCCAGUUAAUGUCCCACGGCAGCCCACAGUCACCAACGUGUGUUCUGAGACUGCUCAGGAGCUAGCAGAGGGACAGAGAAGAGGAUCCCAGGGUGACAGUAAACAGCAAAAUGGGAAAAUCCCACCUAAACGCCCACCAAGAAAACACAUUGUGGAGCGCUAUACAGAGUUUUAUCACAUACCUACUCAUAGUGAUGCCAGCAAGAAGAGACUAAUUGAAGAUACUGAAGACUGGCGUCCAAGGACUGGAACUACUCAGUCUCGCUCUUUCCGAAUCCUUGCCCAAAUCACCGGGACCGAACAUUUGAAAGAAUCUGAAACUGAUAGUACAAAGAAGGCAAAGUUUGACAGUUCUCUGGAAGACAUAGCUAAGAGCGGACCUCACCCACCUUCAACUCCUAAGGUUUUGAGUAUUGGUAGCCAAGUGGCCACACUUUCUAAAGUAUCAACUACUUAUUCUAGUGGAAACAGCCUCACAAGAAAUGUAGUGGCAAGUUCUUUGGAAGGUGUUCGAAACUUUUCUACUUUCUCUUCUGCUAGAUAUAGUGCUCAAGUUCUGAGCAGCGCAGCUGCUACCGUGUCUGCUGUUAUUGCUGCAAAAACCAGGCUCUCCAGUCCUGAAAACUAUCAUUUAUUCCUGGAUGCACUUUCUAUCAGCCCUGUUUCCAAGCCUUUAGCUUUUUCAUAUCUCCAGUCCUCAAGGAAAUCAACUGGCUCUAUCCAUGUUAUGAAACCAAGCAAUACCCAGGAGUCUUCUCAGCAAUUGACUUCCUCAGUAGCCUCAAGUCAGAGCCUGCCAGAGAGCCUAGAAAGCCCAGGUUCUGCCAGACCAGGGGUGGCCAGCCUCACAACUGCUGCCGCCUUCAAGCCUCUGGGUUCCACCAAUGUUAUCAAGUCACCAAGCUGGCAGCGGCCAAAUCAAGCAGCACCUUCCACUGGAAGAAUCUCAAACAGUGUGACUUCCUCAGGGGCAGUGGCACCAGCCAACUUAGCAGGGGGGCAACCCCAGCCAAGCGAGCAAGACACUUUAGUGCAAAGAGCUGAGCACAUUCCUGCAGGGAAACGAACUCCAAUGUGUGCUCACUGUAACCAGGUCAUCAGGGGACCAUUCCUGGUGGCACUGGGGAAAUCUUGGCAUCCAGAAGAAUUUAACUGUGCUCAUUGCAAAAAUACUAUGGCCUACAUUGGAUUUGUAGAGGAGAAGGGAGCCCUGUAUUGUGAGCUGUGCUAUGAGAAAUUCUUUGCUCCUGAAUGUGGUCGAUGCCAAAGGAAGAUCCUUGGAGAAGUCAUCAAUGCUUUGAAGCAAACUUGGCAUGUGUCCUGUUUUGUAUGUGUAGCCUGUGGAAAACCCAUUCGUAAUAAUGUUUUUCACUUAGAGGAUGGUGAACCAUACUGUGAGACAGAUUAUUAUGCUCUCUUUGGUACCAUAUGCCGUGGAUGUGAAUUUCCCAUAGAAGCUGGCGACAUGUUCCUGGAAGCUCUGGGUUAUACCUGGCAUGACACUUGCUUUGUCUGCUCAGUGUGUUGUGAAAGUUUGGAAGGUCAGACCUUUUUCUCCAAGAAGGACAAGCCACUUUGCAAGAAACAUGCUCAUUCUGUGAAUUUUUAGAAGUCAGCAGUUCAGGGAAGAGAAGAAAUUUGAAGAGAAAGGAGAAUUAAAAUUACCAAUUUUUAGUUUAGUAUUAUAUAGAGUUUUAAAAAAUAAUAGUGGCCCUGAAGGGAUAAAUUCCAGCUUUAAAAACCAAGUCUGUGAGGAAAUAUUUGGCUUCAUAAAGUAAAGAAAGAAACCGUUCGGUAUUUUUUAAUACUUUUUUUCCUGUAUUUUCUGCCCAUGAAAUAACUGGUAUAAAAACCAAUUUCCUGGUUGACUAUUAAAUUCAUCUUAGAAUAAAUUAGUGAAGAAUUAAAUUUUAGAAUAAGAACUUCAACCUCUAUGCUGAAAUAAUUCCUUCUUUCCUUGUUAGGUAGUUAUGAGUGAAUCUGUAAAAGGCAAUGAAAACUGCCAUAAGCCUUAUCAAUAAGAGAAUCACUGUAUUAAAAAAACUAAGUGAUUGUUUAUCUUUAUAACACUAAAUAGGUGUUUUAACCCAUAAUUUUAUCAGUGUCAAUUUUUUAAAACAUAUGUAAAUCUUUUUGUCUUUCAGUUGUUCAUUCUGAUAGGAGAGGCCAAUCAGAUUUUUUUAAUCAAAAUGUGUCAUACCAAUAAGAAAACUCCCAUUUCUCUCUCCUCCAAAAACUACCACAUAGUUUAUAAUCUCGAGUUUUUGCCUUUUAUUAGUAUAUGACUGUUUCUAUUCAUUGUGUAAAUUUCGUCACCUGUGUUAUUCAAACUCCAUUUUUUUUUCCCUUCCCUCAUGCUAAGGUAAAGAACCAGUUAAAUAACUUUGAGCUCUGAAGUUAGUUUUUUCUCUCUCUUUAAAGAGAAUAAGUAGUAAAGAAUGUCAUUGGGAAUUUAUAGUAAAUCAGAGGUCUUUACCCAAAACAAAAAAGAAAUUCUCCCCCUUUUAGACAAAAAAUCAAUUGAGUCAAUUUCAGAGUUUUACUACUAACCAUAAAGGUUUGAGAGCACUCAUUUGUUUCUUUAAUUCUACAUUAGAAAAAUAACUAGAAGAUUGGCUUGGGAGUGUGAUAAAACCUAGUUAGUUGUGGUUUUGUUGUUUUUUGUUGUUUUUGAUAGUUCUUUCUCAAUAAUACACAAACUACUUUCAGUGUAAUCAUAAAGUUUGGAGAGUUUUUAUUUUCAGAGGUUUGGUAGAGUAGUACUGGAAGACAAUUUAUUAUUCAGAUUGUCCCGUUUGUUUUCCUGAUUCAGGGACAGAAUUAUAUAGCUCCACAUGGAGACAGAGAAACAACUGUGGAGAAAUUAUGGAUUCAGUUUAUAUUUGCCCAGUGAGAAGACAGAUCAUGAUGGCAUUGGAUAGUUUUUCUCUUUGUUCUCUGUUUCUGGAACGAUGAAAGCCUGUGAUCCCACUAAAUUAUAAUUUAAAUUUGUUUGGUGUAAGGUGCUUGUAAAGUUGAGACAGAGCUCUUCCUGCCCCAUCACUCACUAAGGACUUCACUUCCAUUGUGUGCAGGUUUGUUAAAGAGGGAGGUUUUAGGCUACAAUAUUUGUUUAACCUCCCUGAGAACUUUCAAGGCAUCUGUCCUGAAAGCUGUUAAUUUAUGAUCUAGCAGAUUUAUAUUAUAUGCAGAUAAUCAUUAACUGGGGAUAAAAGAAUGAGAAGGGGGGACCAAAGUGGCAAACUGAAUGCUCCACCAACAGCAACCCCAAACUACCUCCUCAGCCUGCAACUUGUAAGGAGGUGGGAAGUUUCUCUUGAAAUAAAGUGCUGGAACUGAAUUAUGCAUUAUUCCUCAUUGCUGCUGAAAUCCCCUGUAGAAGACAUGUUGGCUGAUGUGCAUUGUCACAUAUCUUUAUGUCAGUCUUUUGCGUUAGACAAUACAAAAUAGCUUUGUUUUGUUUUGGUUUUGUGGAGCUAUUUUUAUUUAGUUUUGCCUUUUUAGCUUACAUGUAGGUCAAGAUAAUAUUUGAUAAGUCAAUGGCAUUUAGGUAUUUUCUUCAAAGCCUUUUAUUUGGCCUGGAUUUCUCAUAAAGUUAUCUUACAUUCAUUAAGGAUUUCAUUUUUUUUUUAGACCUUUCUUUCUACAUAUUAUUCGUGGAGCAUGAUGUUGCAUUUCUCCAAAUUUUAUCCCUAAAAGGGUAAUGUUGCUUCUUAAUUUAUCAUUUUGUCUUUGUGCUUUGUCUGUCUCUUCUGUGGCAAAGCUCUAUAUCUGUUCUUAAAACAGUUAAUCCUGUGAAAUAAAUAUUGAACAUUACCCAGAAGAAUCUUUGUAUUUUCCAGUGGAGAAGGCCAUAUUUAAUACACAAGCAUUAAUCUAUUAAUAACUGGCAGAGCACUUUAUUCUUCUGUGAGCUCCCUGAAUAUUUAUUUUUCUGGUUAUAAAUAUUCCAUGUCAAAAGCAUUUAUUAUUAUUAUUACUUCUUCAGUGGAGAGCAUUCACUUUUAGCCUCUCCUAGAUGUAUAUUUUGGAAUCCUGUAAUUGAUAUAACAGAUUAAAAUCACAAUACAUGACUCUAAAAACACUGCCUACUUGGAUUUCCAAAGUUCAAAAUUUUAGUGAUAGGUUCAGAUUUAUAAUAUUUCUCUGGACUUAAAGAACUGAAUGUUGCCCAUUGAAGUAGCCACCUGAAAAUUAUCCCCUCUGCUUAUGCAUAUAGUAACCUUACAUAUUUCUUGUGGAUUCAGGUUACAUUUAGAGUCUAGGACUAAAACCUCAUUAUUUGGGAUGGUAACUGUAUUAAAACAAAUAUAAAUAAGAGUUUAAAUAUUAAAAAUAUUAAUGUGGCAUUAUGUUUAAAAUUAUCUACAGCAAAAAUGUAUUUGUUACCAUUUUUAAAUGGUCUAUAUUAGAACUACUUUUGUAGAAAAUAAUUCCUUCAUUUUCCCCUUGUUCAAGUGUGAAUUUAGCCUGAUAUUAACAUUUUGUGAUAUUUGGAAGUUAGUCAUCCCUGCUGAACAAAGGGGCUUUCAGACAUAAGGGAAGGGAAAACAUAUACUGAAUUGUUUUAUACAAAUCUAACCUGGCCUUAGUUUUUCCCCAGUCCCCCAAAUGUUUAAAUGUGUUGGAUUGGGGUCUCAAUGUACCAUUUGCCUAUAUAUUAAUCUCAAUCUUCUGUUUCUUUAAGUUUUUAAAGUUUGUAUAUGUCUGUGCUGUUUUGCUUUUGGGUACAUUUUCUAAUAAAAAAUCACAUGAGAUACAAUCAGUACAGUAAUACCUUAAUGUGCACAUUCUUAAUAAAUAAAUGACUUCAAUGAUGUA
Molecule: messenger RNA, 5556 nt
Organism: Choloepus didactylus (southern two-toed sloth)
Lineage: Eukaryota; Metazoa; Chordata; Mammalia; Pilosa; Megalonychidae
Gene: PDLIM5
Product: PDZ and LIM domain 5
Exons: 17
Coding region: 140-2344 (734 amino acids)
Biological process (GO): heart development; muscle structure development; actin cytoskeleton organization
Cellular component (GO): filamentous actin; stress fiber; Z disc
Molecular function (GO): actin binding; muscle alpha-actinin binding
Source: RefSeq, a predicted model, not a curated record